This is a messenger RNA of Plodia interpunctella (Indianmeal moth), 1901 nucleotides long. RefSeq names its product catalase-2-like. Gene Ontology annotation, cellular component: cytoplasm. The coding region runs from base 1 to 1602 and encodes 533 amino acids. Gene Ontology annotation, biological process: response to hydrogen peroxide; hydrogen peroxide catabolic process. The transcript is spliced from 2 exons. Gene Ontology annotation, molecular function: catalase activity; heme binding. The record is from RefSeq and is a predicted model, not a curated record. Lineage: Eukaryota; Metazoa; Arthropoda; Insecta; Lepidoptera; Pyralidae.
AUGCGGUAUCUGUCGUUCAUUUUGUUAUGGGUUUGUAUGGGAAGGAACUCUUGUGCUCAUGAUAAUGUGACCAUAAAUUAUGUCCCGCUGCAACUGACCAAGUUCAAAAUGGAACACCCGGAACCAAUUGGACUUCUGACCACAGGAGUUGGAAGACCAGUGGACAUACGAAAAACAGUAACUUUGAACACAAACUUGUUCGUGAAUCCAGUAUUCACAGAACAGAUUCUACACAUAGACAAGGAGAGAAUACCGGAACGAAUAGUGCAUGCCAGGGGGGCAGGAGCUCAUGGAUAUUUUGUAGUGACCCACGAUGUGUCUAAAUAUACGUCGGCUGCAGUUUUCAAUGGAAUCGGUAAAAAGACGCCAGUAUUUGGAAGAUUCUCCCCAUCCGUUCCAAACAUAGCAGGUGCCGAAACAAUCAGAGACACAAAGGGUCUGUCCGUAAAGUACUACACUGAAGAAGGUAACUUCGACCUUUUGAGUCUUCACCACCCAGUCUACUUCUACAGAAAUCCUUCUGAUUUCGAUUCUUUUGUAAAGGCUGAGAGAAGAAACCCUAGGACAAAUAUACUUGACGCAACAGCAGCUUGGGAUUUUAGAACUAAUAGACCAGAUAGUUUACACGCAGUUAUGUGGCUAUUAUCUGACUAUGGUAUUCCAGACGGUUAUAGAAAAAUGGAUAUAUUUCCUAUUCAUACUUUUGAGAUUUAUAACAAACAUGGAGAUAGAUUUUAUGUCCGAUUUAACUACAGGACAGAACAGGGUCUCGCCAAUUUGACGACAGCUGAAGCCCAAGCCGUAGGUAGUGUAGACCCCGACUAUUUUACCAGAGAUUUGUAUAACGCUAUAGCCAACAAAAAUUAUCCAUCUUGGAGACUAGAUAUGGACGUCAUACCAUUUAAUGAUUUGACGAAAUUAAGUUACAACCCAUUUCUUUUGACCAAACUUUGGGAAAAUGGAACAUAUGAAACAGUAACUAUAGGUCGUUUGGUAUUUAACAGAAACGUGGAUAAUUGGUUCAGUGAAGUAGAACAAAGUGCCUUUAAUCCUGCUAACUUAGUUCCAGGAAUAUCAGGGCCUAUGGACUUCCUUUUCACAUCACGGGUAGUAUCUUAUAAAGAUACCCAAGAUUAUCGGUUAAGUGUUAACCACCACAACAUUGAAAUAAACAAGCCAAAAUAUACAAAACACUAUUUGAGAGACGGCAAACCCCCCACUCUACAUAAUAUGAAAGACUUUCCUAAUUAUUUUCCUAAUUCCUUCAACGGUCCAUUGCCUUACAUAGACAAAAAUGCUCCUAAAGAACGACUAUUAAUACUAGAAACCAAUGCAGUCGAUUUCGAAAAUAUUGCUGAGUUUUAUCACCAUGUGCUGAAGACAGAAGGAGAAAGAAUACGUUUAGCGCAAAACAUUGCCGAGAAUAUAAGGUUCGUACAGGAACCAGUCAAGACAAGAGUAGUAGAAAUGAUGUCUCUCAUAAACCCGACUUUAGGUAAACGUGUCGCUGCCGCAGUGCAGCCGACGGCAAAGAAGCCACGUGCUGCUACAUCAGAAGCGUACGAACCGCUUGCCAGAUGUAUGGCAGCUUUUAAUCGAUAACCUAUCAAUACUAUAAGUUAUUUGAACUCCGUUUGUUUUGUUUAUUUCAUUUUAAAGAAAUUACACUACCUUGUGCAUAGCCUCUUGGUUAUCUGAUAGAAAAACUUAAAUAUUUAAGCUUGCCUUUUGCAUGUGUUUGUUAUGAUUAUUAUAUGCCUAAUAAAAUACUAAAUUAUAAACCUUCAAAUAGAAACUCCAUGUUUUUAGAAAUUCUGACCCUGCCCAUAAGAAAUAUUUUUACCAAAUUUUGAAGUUACAAUUAUAACCAUUAUUAAAUUGCGCAAGUCACUCAACUGUAG